This is a messenger RNA of Stereum hirsutum FP-91666 SS1, 535 nucleotides long. RefSeq lists its product as uncharacterized. Bases 74 to 244 code for a protein of 56 amino acids. The transcript is spliced from 2 exons. NCBI's taxonomy places the organism in Eukaryota, Fungi, Basidiomycota, Agaricomycetes, Russulales, Stereaceae. The record is from RefSeq and is a predicted model, not a curated record.
GCAAAAUUGAAUCUUUGGUGGCUGCAGUGAAAAUGAAUGUCGCAAGAAAGUGGCCCAUUGCUUUCCAAUCGACAUGCCGUCCGCGCAUCAUUACACCCAUCACUCACCUUGGAGAACAAGUCGUCCUUCCCCAGCUCCUUCAACAUUUCGCAUGAAACAUGACUUGGUAGGUCACACCACAGAACGCCCAUCAGUCAUUCUGCGAGUCCUACAGGAGGAAAUCCAACCUGUGGAAGGCGUCUAGAUCCUUAUACCUCUCCCACACGACGUACACGACGUCUUCACCGUCGCUUCCCACUGACUUCUCAUCGGCAUUGGGUUUCGAAAGGUCAGUCUUUCUUGCCCAGGUGUACUCCAGAGUCCCUGGCUCGUUUGUCUCGACAUGCUAUUUCAGUCUCUUGGUCCACUCAAGCAUAAUGUGAUUUGAGUCAGGUUUCACCUAGAUCUCUGCGAAGGCAACGAUUUCGCCUUUGACGAAGGAUGCGCCGCUCAAAUCCAUGCUUUCUUUGACCUUGUAAUUGCGGAGUGCUGGAAA